Molecule: messenger RNA, 3708 nt
Organism: Nothobranchius furzeri (turquoise killifish)
Lineage: Eukaryota; Metazoa; Chordata; Actinopteri; Cyprinodontiformes; Nothobranchiidae
Product: macrophage mannose receptor 1
Source: RefSeq, a predicted model, not a curated record
UGCCCCCUAAAGAUGCAUAGGAGACGGAGGAAGCUCCAAGUCCCAGAGAUCCAGGAGCUGCCCCAGAGCACAGGGACCCCAGGGAGACUGCGACCAGAAAAGCUCUCGCCCCCCUCGAGAGGCACAGAGGAUCGCCUCGGGGGGCCACAACCAGCAGCCGGCAGAGUCCCGGGAGAUAUCAGCGGCAAGCCCACAGGCCCGCCCGCAGCCUCCCACCCCAUAGCCGGCCGAGCCCGGAACCCAGCAACCUGGGACCCAGGGGCGGCCACCCCCGCCGGGGACCCAGCAGAGCCCAGGGACCCAGACCCCACCAGGCAGCCACCGGGAUUGGUCAGGCAGAUGCCAAAAAUCUUAAACUCCCUGACUCGGGAGCUUCGAACACUCAGACAGACCAAGGCACCGCACUCCACACCAGGUGUGGCAGGGGGAGGGGGAACGAAUAUGUAUAGCAUCAAAAGAAGUCCCAGAAGAUGGGAGGAGUCAAUGGCCCCACCUGACAUAUACAGUCAUGCACAGACUCAGUGACACACUCCCUCCCUCAUGCUCACAGAUACACAUACAACCAAAGACUUACAAAAAUGCACGCCAGACACCCACUCAUGCUCCCCAUACACACCCUAUUCACUCUGGUCCCGGUACUGCUGCACAUUGGGUACAACCAUUACCAAUUCCCAGAGUUCGACCCUUUCUGCUGGGGUGCUGAUGAGCAGGCUCCCCCGCCCAACGCUGAGCACAGCAACCCACCACCCCAGACCCCAACCAGAUGGCCAGAUCCCCCUCCUAGCCUCCAGCCUCGGGAAGCCAAGCGACAACAGAGGUGUGCUAAGACCCCUAGUCUCCCUCCGCCUGCUCCAAUAUGGUGUUAGUGAGUGUUGAUGAGGUGUAUUCCAUGGCUGUGGUGAGCUGGCAGUGCGGGCAUCAUCUGGCCUAUGCCAGCUGAUGCCACCACACCACCCCACUUGCACCCACAACCCUCUGUGUCUAAGUGCAGUUUAAAAUUGGAAGUAGGCACCGGCACUCGGAAUGAGGCUGAAAAAUCCCCCUGCCAACUGCCAUUGUGUGUGCUCACUCCCAAGGCCCUAAGUGUGUGUUUGCGUGGAAUGUCGUUGGUGGAAGUAUUUAAGGUGCAAAUAAAAUUGGGGGGCAGGUUGCCACAGGAAUGAGGAAAUGGGGUCCAUACCCGCACCCCCUGAUUUGUCCACCCACCAAGGUCCUAUGUGCAUGAUUGUGUUAUGAUGUGAGGGAGCAGGAGGGGAAAAAUGUGUGGGGAUGGGGAGGAAUGGCUGGUUGGACUAAGUCCUCCAGGGAGCCAGCUUCCCCACCGGCCCCAAUAGGCACCUCCUUUGCCAAAAUGCCACCCAGGGCAUGGAGACCCCAGCCCAUCUUGCCAGGGCCCAAAGCAGCAGCAUGGCCUUCUAAAUGAAGGUGUACUAAUGUCCCAACCUCCUGGUGGAUAAAUAAGGCCAUCCCACUGUCGAACACAACUCACCAUGAUGGAUCAGUGGUCCACAGUUAGUAAUAAACCUCAGCAAGGCUUGAUGCACCACAUCACCCUUACUAACCCAGUUUUAGUCGUUUCCUUAGAUGUUUUCUCCGCUUGAUGCAUGCUGAUGAUCUGACCCUUCUCACCCAGACUAACUUCUUUUCCACGACCACCAGAUGUGUCUUUCCACCUGGUUGUUUAGGAAAUGAGGACGUAGCUAUUUGCUUAGUUAAAUCCAGGUGGACACUCGUUUUUUGGCCAUGCCGUGUAUACAGGAUGGCUUGCCAGAAAACUGAAUCAGCUGAUUUGACAACAUCAUCAGGUGCUGAAGCCUCUGCAGUCAAAUGAGUCAUUUGUGAGUUAAAAUGUGUUUUAAUUGUCCCAGUAUCUCUGGAAAUCUCUUGUUAUACUAAACGCAAAUGCUUGAAGCGAGACAUUUUGCAUGUUUGAGCUGAAAUUCAGACGCCAAAGAUCUGAAGUCACAGGUGGAAGAAGCGAGGAACGCAUCAGGAUGGAGAAAGUUCUGCUCUGCACCAUCGCUGCAUCUGCUCUGUGUGCCGCCUCCUCCAUCAGAUACCGUCAGUACCAUUUUAUUUAUGACCCGAAGAACUGGACCGAGGCUCAGACCUACUGCAGACAGACGUACACGGACCUGGUGACGGUGGACAGCUACAGCACGGUGACCACGCUCAACAGCCUGGCUGAUGUGACCCAAAUGGGCUCCACCAAACACGCCUGGAUCGGUUUGUACUUUGACGUGAUCGACUGGAAGUGGUCUCUGUCAGACGAAGAUUUCUACAAAAAUAACGAGGCGACGUAUACGAACUGGUACCCAGGACAACCAGACAGCAUCUGGUACACAGAAUAUUGUGGAAAUAUAUACGUGGACCAGGGCAGAUGGUGGGAUACUCCCUGCGAUAAUCUCUUAAGCUCAAUAUGCUCCAACGUCAGCGGGGGAAAUGUGACUUUUGUCUUAAUUACUAAUCCGAUGAACUGGACUGAUGCUCAGCGCUACUGCAGACAGCAUUACACAGACCUGGCCAGCGUGAGGAACCUGUCGGAGAAUGCGCAGAUACAGAAGCUGAUAACCGGAUCAACCUGGAUCGGGCUUUACAAAAACACCUGGAAGUGGUCAAAUGGGCCCUUCUUCAUGUAUAAUUACUGGCAAAGUUCGGAACCAGACGGUGGGGACGAGAAAUGUACCGCAGCCAACUUUGCCAACUCUGGUCGGUGGAUGGACUUGGCGUGUGGACUGGAGAAGCCGUUCGUCUGCUACCACGACCCCGUGCCGUUGUGGAGGACGGGGAUAAAGCUGAAGCUGGUGAAAACCUCGGCUCUGCGUCUGGAGGACCCUGCUGUUCAGGAGGACUUACUGCAGCAGUUUUAUGUUUCAGCUAAAACAGAAGCUGAUGAACCAAAACGUGACCGGAGACGUGGAACUGAGCUGGAAGAGGCAACCCAGCAGAGACGUCUUCUACCGAGACAAGACCAGCAAAAACUAGGAAACAGAUUUCUUGUUUUUGUUCAGAUUUUCUUUUGCUCUUAAAGUUAUAAAACAGUACAAUUGGCCUUCAGACAUGAAUUAUUAGAUUUUCAUCCAGAAUUCCUGCAAACAUAAACAGAAAUGAUGAGUUUUUUUCAGAGUACAACUUUGUUUCAGCUCCAGUAGUUUGAGUAAACUGAGCUUUCACGGGGCCGAAGCUCGAAGGCUGCAUCUAGACAUAAAACUUGAAUACAUGUAUAAACCAAACACAUACAGACGCAAAUCUCUGCUGUUGUUUUAUUUAGGUUCAUAUUUGACUCUAACUGAAAAUGUAUUUGAUGAGUUUAUUGUUUGAAUUCUUAAUUGUAAAGUGAGUCAUUUUCCAUCAGAAAUCUUUAAUCUCAAGGUUACAAAAACACUGAUUUUCUUUUAAAUUGUUCAUAUUUGUUAGAUUGUUUGGUUUAGACGGUUUGUAGUCGAGCUUUAGAUGUUCUAUUAAAUGUGAACAUUUGCUAUUGUUACACUAUUGAUCCUUUCUUUGCCUAAUUAGCUUAUUUAUUGAAGUUAUCAUUGAAAUACGUUGUAUUCUCUUUGUUUUCUGAUGUGGGAUCUGGUUCAGCUGAACGGAUCGUGUUUUCUGACUGACUCGCUGUAUUCAAGCAAAACUUCUGGGUUUUAGCAUUUAGGAAAGCAUUUUUUAACUUAUUUACCUGAUAAACAAGAAAUAAAAUCCAUAAAAACA